AUGCAAUCAGGGUUCAAUUCCGGAGGAGGAGCCGGGGGUCUGCCGGAGUUUUACACCGGAGGAGGAGCUAGAUCGAUCGGGAACACCAUGAACAACCACCCUUCUCAGCCUCAGUACCACCACCGAUCCCAGCUCCCAGGGCUUUUCAUGGACUCGACCGUUUCUCAGAUCGGUACUCGCCAAACACAAAAUCCACACAACAGUACAGCCGGGCUCAUCGGAAAAAGGACUCUUGCCGAGUUUCAGUUCCAUCAGCAGAAUCCCUACCAGCAGAAUCUGACUAACCAGCAAAAUAUGUAUCUGCGGUCGCUCAAGCCGAGAACCGCGGCCAAUUUCCAGCAAUCUUUCCAGCACUCCUCUCCAAUCUCGCCUCUGUCUCCGAUUGAUUUCUCAUUAGCCUCGUCUUAUACAGGUUCGGACAAUUCGAGUUCUUCUACGACGUCGUCUAUGUUAUCACAGCGAUCCGGUUUUGCCCCGCUUCUUCAACAGCUCCGGCCUCAGCCGAUUAGUAGCCCGACUUUUCAGGCGUCCUCCUUUGUUCAGAACCGGGUUUCGGUUUCUAUGGAGUCCGAGAAGAAGAUGAUUAACCCGGUUGUUUCGGUAUCGGCUCCGGUUUCAUCAGUCGAUUCUGAGAAGAAGAUGAUUGACCACAGGCUACAGGAAUUGGAGAAGCAGCUCCUCGAUGAUAACGACGAAGAGGAGGAAGCCGGCGACGGCGUUUCGGUUAUCACUAAAACCAACAGCGAGUGGUCCGAGACGAUACAGAAUCUGUUCGGUCCGAAUCCGAAGACCCAGAAGCCGGUGUCUCCUUCGCCCACUUCGUCGUCGUCGUCAUCCUCCUCGGUGGCGUCUCCGGCGACGCUGACGUGUUCAAAGCAGUCACUGAUGGAGGCCGCAUCGGCCAUUUCAGAAGGGAAAUCCGAGGCCGCGGCUGAGAUCCUCACGCGCCUGACACAGGUCACAAGUCCGAUACCGAAUUCGGAGCAGAGGCUGCUUGAGUUCAUGGCUUCGGCGUUGAAGUCCCGGGUAAACCCGGCGGAUAAUCCGCCGCCGGUGAAGGCGCUUUUCACUCAGGAACACGCCGGGUCGACUCAGUUCCUCUACGAGCUCUUGCCGUGUUACGGACUUGGAUUCAUGGCAGCUAACCUGGCGAUUCUGGAAGCUACAUUAGCGGACCAGUCGACGACCAAUAAGGUCCAUGUGAUUGACUUCGACAUUGGGCAGGGCGGCCAGUACAUGCACCUCCUGCAGGCGCUCUCCAGGCGCCAGAAUGGGAAGCCCUCGGCGGUGAAGAUCACCACCGUGGCUGAUAACGGCGGAGGCGAGGAGAGGCUGAGAACAGUCCGUGAGAAUCUGAAUCAAGUGGCGAAGGAGCUGCGCGUGGGGUUGGAAUUCAACGUGGUGGGUCACAAGCUCAGCGAGCUGAACCGGGAGUCGCUCGGCUGCGAGCCGGACGAGCCGAUCGCCGUGAACUUCGCGUUCAAGCUGUACAGCAUGCCGGACGAGAGCGUCUCCACGGACAACCCAAGGGAUGAGCUCCUGCGGCGCGUGAAGGGACUCGCGCCGCGCGUGGUGACGCUGGUGGAGCAGGAGCUGAACACCAACACCGCGCCGUUCAUGGCGCGCGUGAACGAGUGUUGCGCGUAUUACGGAGCGCUAUUGGAGUCGAUCGAGGCGGUGGCGAAGGACCACCCGGACCGAGCCAAGGCGGAGGAGGCGCUGAGUCGCAAGCUCGCGAACUCCGUCGCUUGCGAAGGGAGGGACCGCGUUGAAAGAUGUGAAGUGUUUGGGAAGUGGCGGGCCCGGAUGGGAAUGGCGGGGUUCGAGUUGAGGGCAAUGAGCCAAAGCGUGACCGAGUCGCUAAAGCGACUUAGUUCCGGCAAAUGUGUCAACCCCGGGUUCACCGUUAAAGAACAGAACGGCGCCGUUUGUUUCGGUUGGAUAAGCCGCACUCUCACCGUGGCAUCAGCUUGGCGUUAACUUCACUCGCUCACCACCCCCUAUUUUCUUUUUCUUUUUCAUUUUCUCACGAAUAUUAUUAAUUGUUAUAAAUAUCUCUUUUUAAUUGUCGAAGCUUUGCUUUCCUGAGAAAAUGGAAAAAGGGAAGGAAAAAAAGGAAGCUAAUUCUGUACCAAACGCAACAAUAAAAAUGAGUGUUUGGAUUCCUAGAAAAUUCCUGUGCC
This is a messenger RNA of Fragaria vesca subsp. vesca, 2183 nucleotides long. Its product is annotated as scarecrow-like protein 8-like. The transcript has 2 exons. The coding region runs from base 1 to 1980 and encodes 659 amino acids. Gene Ontology annotation, molecular function: sequence-specific DNA binding; DNA-binding transcription factor activity. Lineage: Eukaryota; Viridiplantae; Streptophyta; Magnoliopsida; Rosales; Rosaceae. Gene Ontology annotation, cellular component: nucleus. Gene Ontology annotation, biological process: regulation of DNA-templated transcription. The record is from RefSeq and is a predicted model, not a curated record.